This is a messenger RNA of Cyclospora cayetanensis, 1767 nucleotides long. Its product is annotated as serine-rich adhesin for platelets-like. The coding region runs from base 1 to 1767 and encodes 588 amino acids. The transcript is spliced from 4 exons. Lineage: Eukaryota; Apicomplexa; Conoidasida; Eucoccidiorida; Eimeriidae. The record is from RefSeq and is a predicted model, not a curated record.
AUGUCAACACAGCUGGUGAUCGACGGCAACACUAACACAAGCGAACAAGCCACAACCCAAAAGGUGAUGAAAGUAUCCGCAUAUACUAAAGCAGGUCAUUCUGCUUUAUCCGUUUCAUACCUAAGGGAGCUAGCUGCACAAGACAUCGGGACAUGCUCCACACUUCGCAUAGUUGCAUCUGACCCACAUCCCGCUGGUACCCCCUCAAAAGAUAUUCCACAAAAGCUUGUUGCAGAAUGGCAAAGUCGGAUAAGGUCUGGAAGCCGGGCAAGUACUCUACUUGCUAAUGGAAGUGAAUGGCGAAAAAGCGCCAAUGCAUUCUCCACACAUUUGGAUAGGUUUAUCAAUGCAAUAACACAGGCUCAGAGGGAGGAAAAAGAUCGCCAGCGUUUAGUCAUGAAGCGGAAAUUAGCGAAACUGAGCAUAGGCUACCCGCAGUCAUCACCGCAAAAGGAAAACCAGGCGAAGUGUGUCACAAUCUCCCUUUUCGCAUGCGGAAAGCUGCACAAACCGCCUGAUGUGCCUAGCAAUAUCCUUGCCGGAGAUUUUGAAUGGGGUUGCAGUGCAUGUUGUCACUCUUGUAGGGCAUGGAAGAUGGGAAGAAAAGAGUUACUAGACAUGAGCCACCCUAUAAUCUGGAAGAUCGUUGAAGAAGAAGCUGAUAAUGGGUCAUACGAACUAUAUGAGAGGUCCACAAGCAUUACUGCACGUGGGCCCACCUUGUCAAGCAUCGAAUGUAUCAUCGAGUCGCUCGCUGAGGGCUCAUUCCUGCGGACAACACUUGCGAAUCUAAAACUACUGGCGCAAGCCUGUAGCAGUAUGCAAGCCGCUUCCAGCAACCUGUCUCUUCAGAGUAGGGGCACAGAAGAGGCAGCCAGUAGCUACAACAGUGAUGGAAAAAGUACAGCGAACUCGUCACAGGACUUUGCAGUACUGCAGCAAAGUAGCGCAUCCAGCAGAAGCGAUACUAGCCACCGAGAAGGAACCAGCAGUCAGAAAAGCAGUACAGAGGAAACCAGCAAUACCGAAACGAGUAGCAGCGACGAGACAGACUCUAGCGAAGAAUAUGUCAGCAGAACGGCAUCCCAGACCUCCUCAGAAACGAUAGUGACGUCAAUCAGGAAGUCUUCAAACCCGUCAACUUUGCAUGCCCAGUCUUUUGAGAGCCGGUCUAGUAGUGGUUCCUACAGUGCUCCCCCUAAGUUGAUUGCAGGCUCCAAGCCUAUGGCAAAAAAUUGCUCGCUGCUUGAUCGCCUUACAUCUGGAGAGCGUGUGGCCGAAAGCACGAGCGAAUCCGGCGAAGAGGUCAGCAUGAGCAAUAACCGGGCUAUUAGAGAGAGCAUGAGCGGAACUAGUGCUAGCAAGAGCAGCGGGAGUAGCAGCAGCAGUAGCAGCCGGACGAGCGAAGGCACGAGAGGUCAAAGUAGACGCGAAGACAUUCGCAGUCGUGGCAAUCAUAACAUGGUGACUACGCUCAACAAUGGGCUCACGCCCAUACAAGGAAGCUUUUCUCAGCAUCAUUCCAGCAGACAAUCGUCCAGCGGCACCACAAGCAGCUUCUCUGCUACCAACUCAUCAAAUGACUGCAGUAGCUCAUCGUCAUCAGCAAGCUGCUCUCCAGUAGAUCAGGCUUCUGUUCAGCUGGAAACCCAGCAGAAUCGAAUACGCCACUCAAACAGCAACUCCUCAGAAAGUGCAGAGAGUUGCUCCAUUAGUAGCUCAUCAGGCAUUCCUAAUGGGGGUACAAACAGUCGUAGCACACUGUGA